Cryptosporidium muris RN66 is the source of this 297-nucleotide messenger RNA. RefSeq names its product LSM domain-containing protein. Gene Ontology annotation, biological process: mRNA splicing, via spliceosome. Gene Ontology annotation, molecular function: RNA binding. The coding region runs from base 1 to 297 and encodes 98 amino acids. The record is from RefSeq and is a predicted model, not a curated record. Lineage: Eukaryota; Apicomplexa; Conoidasida; Eucoccidiorida; Cryptosporidiidae. The transcript has a single exon. Gene Ontology annotation, cellular component: U6 snRNP; U4/U6 x U5 tri-snRNP complex; precatalytic spliceosome.
AUGAAAAGUAUAUUACUUACUUUUUCAGAACGAUUAGUUAGUGUACUUACAACAGAUGGAAAAGUCUAUAUUGGUAGCCUUAAAGGUUAUGACCAAUUGACAAAUAUUAUUUUGGCAAAGUGUAGAGAAAAGGUUUAUGAAGCUAACAGUAAAGUAAUUAAAUAUAUAGAAUUAGGGUUAUUUUUAAUUCGAGGAGAUUCUAUUGCACUUAUUGGAGAAAUUGAAAGUGAAGAUCCAGUCAAAUCAGCUAUAAGUGAGGAAGAAAAAAACAAAAAGAUCAAAUAUGACUAUACGUAA